Coffea eugenioides is the source of this 1546-nucleotide messenger RNA. RefSeq lists its product as uncharacterized. The record is from RefSeq and is a predicted model, not a curated record. NCBI's taxonomy places the organism in Eukaryota, Viridiplantae, Streptophyta, Magnoliopsida, Gentianales, Rubiaceae. Bases 358 to 1197 code for a protein of 279 amino acids. Gene Ontology annotation, molecular function: protein binding. The transcript has 9 exons.
GUCAAGCAGUGUCACUGUCAGUAGUAGACCAAGUGCCCAACAAAUCCCAGCAAGACUGCGACCAAUCGACUUUGGAACCCAUGAAUCAUGAGCCGGGCCUAAUUUCACAAAUGCAGAGCACCUGUUGAAUAAUGAAAUAGUAAACCCGAUCAUUUCCGUCAAGGUUAACUCAUCAUCUUAUCCGCCAAAUUUGCCCUUCCGUCCAUACGAACUCUUUUCUCCUCCGUUUCUUCUUCUGUACCAACAGCGAAACAAGAAGCUGAUGGCGGCUGAGCUGAGCGCCUAGUAAGUAAGAUAUCAUUCCGCCAUUGAAGUCUCAAAAGCCAGGGAGAGAGACGACCUAAAGACACGGAAAAGAUGAUGAGAUUACUGCUCUCAAAGACGGCUUCUACAAGAAAUAGCCUUCAUUUUUCCCAGUUCUAUUCUCAAAGAGGCAUGCAUAGUAGAAACAAGAAAGCAAUGGAGUUCAUUGCUAAAGGAUGGAAUGCUCUGAAGGAAGUUGAUAGAGUGAUAGAUUAUUGUGAUCUUAAUGACCACCGUCUCAUCCCUAUGCUUAGGACAGCAAAGGAGAACUUUGAAUUGGCCCUAGAGGCUGACAACUCAAACACCCAUGCAAGAUAUUGGUUGUCAAAACUGCAUCUGAAAUAUCAUGCCCCUGGUGCAUGUAAAGCUGUAGGAGCUGCUUUGUUAGUGGAAGCUGCUGACAUGGGUGAUAAAGAUGCGCAAUAUGAAUUAGGUUGCCGACUCAGAGUUGAGAAUGACUAUGUUCAAUCAGAUCAACAGGCUUUCUACUAUUUAGAGAAGGCAGUCGACCAGUUGCAUCCAGGUGCUCUUUACCUCUUAGGUGCUGUCUAUUUGACUGGAGAUUGUGUGAAGAAAGAUGUUGCAUCUGCUAUAUGGUGUUUCCAUAGGGCUUCUGAGAGGGGUCAUGCUGGAGCCGCCAUAGCAUAUGGUUCCCUGCUUCUUAGAGGUGCGGAAGUUCCAGAAUCGCUAACAAGAUUUAGUACAAAAAGGAGAUCCCUGACCAGAAUACAAAGAAAUAAGGGGGAAAGGAGCGAGCUUAAUCCCCUUGAGAUGGCGAGAGAUCAAUUUGAAAUAGCUGCAAAAGGAGGAUGCGACCUUGGUUUUAGAUGGCUGAAAAGGCUCGAGGAGGAAGAGGAGCGCGUUUAUAAAAGCCGAAUUUCUAACUUCAGUUAGAAAAGGUCAAGAGGAAGAGGAGCGCGUUACGGCUCCGUGACAAAAUGAAGAAGUGCUUCCGUACAAUUAGCAAACAGCUGCAAAAAGCAGGAUGCCGCUUUGGGUUUAGAUGGUUGAAAAGACUUGAGGAGGAGAGGAGAGUAGCGUUCACUGGCUUCAUGACAAAAUGUUAAGACAAGGACAUCGGUACAAGUAAGUUAAAUGAACAACCAGCAAAAGAGGGAUUAUAGAUUAGAUAAAUAAUUCAUUCUAGAUCUCCACUGUAAUCUUCAGCCUGGGCUUUUCUCUUUCCCAGUAUGAGUCGGACAAAGAUAUCAAAGAUGAAUUACUGCACAGGUAUUUUCUCUAA